Zonotrichia albicollis (white-throated sparrow) is the source of this 571-nucleotide messenger RNA. The record is from RefSeq and is a predicted model, not a curated record. NCBI's taxonomy places the organism in Eukaryota, Metazoa, Chordata, Aves, Passeriformes, Passerellidae.
CCUUCCACAGGUGGAAAAACGACCGGCAAGUCGGUGCUCUGCUUUGGCUUCCCUUUGAGCAUUUUCUUCAUUGUCAUCAAUGAGUUCUGUGAACGGUUCUCCUACUAUGGCAUGAAAGCUGUGCUCACUUUGUAUUUCACACGUUUCCUACACUGGGAAGACAACUUUGCCACUGCCAUCUACCACACAUUUGUGGCUCUGUGUUAUUUGACGCCGAUCCUUGGAGCCAUCAUUGCAGACUCUUGGCUGGGAAAGUUUAAGACCAUUCUCUACCUGUCCAUUGUCUAUGCCAUUGGGCAGACAGUGCUGUCCGUGGGCUCCAUAAAUGACCUGACAGAUCACAACCAGGAUGGCUCUCCCGAUGCUAUCGCAGUGAACGUUGCUCUGUCCAUGGUUGGCUUGAUCCUUAUUGCCUUCGGUACUGGUGGGAUCAAACCGUGUGUGUCAGCAUUUGGUGGAGAUCAGUUUGAAGAUGAUCAGGAAAAGCAAAGAAGUACCUUCUUCUCUCUCUUUUAUUUGUCCAUUAAUGCUGGAAGUCUUUUAUCUACUUUAAUCACUCCAACUAUCAGAG